AUUGAUUGUUAGUCGGUGUUGUCCUGAGUUGUGUAUUGUGGUGAUUGCAGGUCCUGGUAUUUCGGAGGGAGUUCUCGAUCCUCUCGAUGAACCAGUUCUAAGAUUAUCAUCUGCGAGUCAACAUAUGAGUUCACGAUUUAGUACGAAAGAAUUGCUUCUAAAAAGGAAUACAGAAAAAGCGUGAGAGAGAAAAUUGAGCUGAUGAAUAUUGCAUGCAUUUCGCGCCGUUUAUUCUGCACGCGCUGUGGCUUUCGGAAACCUUCAUUUUCGAUAAGUACGAGGUUUUUGUAUACCAUAUUUUGUCCAAAAUCGCUAACUGGUGCACACAAAUUGAAUAAUGCUAGCAGUUUGAAGCGAAGCACCUAUCUGUUUUUGGUUAGGAAUCUUUCAAAAGCUGCUAAACGAGAACCAGCAAAGGUUCGGCAUGUUCGGUGGAAAGAUUUGCGCGAUAUUUUUGCACUUGCAUAUCCGUGCAGGAAACGAAUAUACACUGGUUUGUUGUUUUUGGUUAUCGGAAACGGCAUUGGCCUCGUCUUGCCCCGUAUAAUUUUCAUGUUUAUUGACAUCGAUGGUAACUGUGAAAAAGAAGAAAGCAUAAAGGAAAAUAAAACGGAUGACAAGAAUAUGUAUUUUAUUUUGGCCGCCAAGUAUCUUAGAGUACAUUACAUGGUAUUAUUCGGCCUUUUUUGCGUUGUUGCUGCCUCCUAUGGUAUCAGGCAUUAUUCUAUGCAUACUGCAGGUCAGAUCAUUAUCAAUAAUUUGAGACAGGCAGUGUUCAAAUCAGUUAUUCAUCAGGAUAUGAAUUUCUUUAGCAAAAAUAAAGUUGGCGAGAUUGUAAGCCGCCUUUCAACUGAUGCGUUAAUUGUGGGUCAAUCGGUUUCAUCAAAUUUAACUGUCGGCGCACGUGCUUUUAUGUCUUUCUUCGGUUCUGCUGCUAUUAUGGUAUAUACGUCGCGGGAGUUGUCUGAAGUAGUCACGUGCCUUACGGCGGCAAUCAUAACCUCAGGGUAUUGUUUCGGUAAUCUACAAAGGAAAUAUACGUUACAAAUGCAGGAAGCAGUUGCUGCAUCCAAUGAGGUUGCUACAGAAAAAUUUUCAAAUAUCGUAACAGUACGAACCUUGGUUUCUGAGUUGAAGGAAUGUGAAACGUACAAGAAAAGAAUUCAUCAGCUUUGGAUUGUUUCUCGUCGUGAAGGCCGUGCAGCAGGUUGCAUGAUAGCCCUGCACGAAAUUGCGAUACUUGCUUCUCUUUAUACAAUUGUAUAUUACGGUGGACAGUUAAUGAAUGUCGGGACAUUGAAAUAUGGUGAUCUUCUGGCAUUUAUUUGGUAUGCGAGUUUAUGCGCUAUUAGUCUUCCUGGAAUGGUCAACUUUUAUACAGAGCUUAUGAAAGGCCUAGGUGCCAGUGCGAGAUUAUUUGAGCUUCGUAACCGAGUUCCUGAAGUACCAGUAAGAGGUGGUCUAUUGAAAAAGAGUAUCACUAAUGGUAUUACUUUCAAAAACGUCAGUUUCGGUUACCCAAAUCGAUCGCUUUUGUUUACAGACCUUUCUUUUCACAUACCAGCUGGCAAAACCACUGCAGUAGUGGGAUCUUCUGGUUCUGGGAAAAGCACAAUUGCUAAUCUUAUACUAAGGUUGUUUGAUUCUAAUUCUGGGCAUAUUUUGAUCGAUAAUAUCGAUUUAAAAUCAAUAGAUCCAUCCUUCUGGCGACAACAAAUCGGCACUGUAGCACAGGAACCAAUUUUGUUUUCAACAACAAUAAGAAAUAAUAUCGUUUAUGGAUCAAAACAUCCGGAAUUAAUAAUGGAUGUUCAGUUGGAAGAGGCAUCAAGUCUAGCAAAUGCUUUAAAUUUUAUCAAAAAUCUUCCGGAUGGAUUUGAAACUAUCGUUGGUGAACACGGAACUUCAAUGCUUAGCGGUGGCCAACGUCAGAGAAUUGCAAUAGCUCGAGCGCUUAUCAAUGACCCAAUGAUGCUUAUCAUGGAUGAAGCAACAAGUGCUUUGGAUGCUACAAGUGAGGAUUUGGUCCGAAAAGCUAUCUUGAAGCUGAUUACAAAUAGUAAAAAGACUGUUCUUAUUAUCGCUCAUCGCCUUUCAACCAUCAAAUAUGCUGAUCAGAUUGUGGUUGUUAAUAACGGUAAAGUAGAAGAAAUUGGAACAUUUGAUGAAUUAAUGCUCAUCGAAGAUGGUGUUUUCAAAAAUUUGGUGGAGAAGCAAGCAAUUGGCUUCAGAUAACGGGUAGUCAUUAUGGCUCACUUUUGUUCGUUUUUCUGAGUGAGCAAGUCAUUUCUGAUGAGCGCAGACUCUUUGGUCUUUGUGUUUCUAAUGGUCUUAACCCAUGAUUAAUUAGAAUGAAAUGACAGAUUCCUUCAGAUUGAAAUUUCCAGACUCAUUUUUAAAUUGGAAUUUGUUUGCUUUUUGGAAACUUUCUCUUUGUUGACCCAAAUGCUUAAGUGACUUUAUCAGAUAAAGAAUUGGUUUCAGAGCAGUGCGGGUAAUUCAUGCGCCUAUUUCUGCCUCUCAAAGAUAGUUUAAAGUGGGUGAAGGUGAUCAUUUUUUUUUAUAACACCCAGCCAAUACUCCUGUAUUAUAAUUUUGAUUGAUUUAUCAGCUUUGUACCUUUCAUUCCUAUCCCAUGAAUUCGUUUGAAAAUCCUUGGUAUUGAUUUUAUACAAUAUUUGGUUCUCACUAUAUUCCAUGUUUUAAAGAGUUGUAUUCAUCUUUAAUGACAUCAUUUAUGAACAGUAGUAUGCAAGCAUUCGCGAUGGGGAAUUGCGGAAAUGGUGUUUGAACGGAUCAAAAUCAUCUGCUUUUUGAAGUUAGAGUUUUUAUUACAUUGACAAUGUUAAA
Molecule: messenger RNA, 2850 nt
Organism: Loa loa (African eye worm)
Lineage: Eukaryota; Metazoa; Nematoda; Chromadorea; Rhabditida; Onchocercidae
Product: ABC transporter
Exons: 17
Coding region: 202-2235 (677 amino acids)
Biological process (GO): transmembrane transport
Cellular component (GO): membrane
Molecular function (GO): ABC-type transporter activity; ATP hydrolysis activity; ATP binding
Source: RefSeq, a predicted model, not a curated record